AUGACUCAAAAUAUGGAGAGCAGUAACAUAGACUCCUUGAGAGAUUUUGAUUCUAGUACUUAUGAUCAGGAAGUACAUGAAAGUGACCAAAAUGAUCAAGAAAUCUUUUUGAACUGUGUAGAGAACACUAGUGACUGCAGAAACAGCUUGGAAACUAACUUUAGAUUUAUCGUAGAUUCUGAUUAUGUUAUGAAAAAGCUAAAAAAAGCUUAUUGCGAACAACUUACAGAAGUACGAAACUAUCCAUGUCAAGACUGGACUUGGCUUAAAGAUAGAACGAUUAAAAGCGGUUUACGAAUAAAAUUGUACUUCAAACGUCAUUUGUGUGAGCAUGAAGCUGCAAUCUUGUUAGAGCUUAGGGAGGACGAGAAAUACAUGGAUAUUAACAAGGCACUGGAACAAGAGGCUGCUGUUGAUAAACAAAAAAGCAAAAACAAUUCCUGGCAAAUUAAAGUUGAAGAGUUCCAUAAAGAUAUUUUAAAUAUUCUUAAACAUGUAUUCGGCAAACACAAAGAUUAUUAUGAUAGAGGAUAUGAAUGUGAUAAAAAGAAGAUGACAAAGAAGAAGAACAAAAAAGAAGAAGAAGAAGAAAAAGAAGAAGAGCAAGAAGAGGAAGAGGUAGAGGAAAAAGAAGAAUCUGAAGAAAAUGAAGAAUAA
Copidosoma floridanum is the source of this 657-nucleotide messenger RNA. Its product is annotated as troponin T, skeletal muscle-like. NCBI's taxonomy places the organism in Eukaryota, Metazoa, Arthropoda, Insecta, Hymenoptera, Encyrtidae. The record is from RefSeq and is a predicted model, not a curated record.